AUGUCGCCAACGGCAGUUCUCAAUGAUGCAGUCAGCAUUGUUGACAUUCAUCAGGAUGACUUGAAGUUCAGCUUGGUAGACGAUUUGUUCAAGAAAAUCGAUCCGCCAAAGGGCAAGAGACGUUCGUUUCCCACCCUCUUGCUCUACGACGCCAAGGGCCUGAAACUGUUCGAGAAAAUCACCUUCUUGGACGAAUAUUACCUCACCAAUGCGGAGAUUGAUGUCUUAAAUACACAUGCAAAGAGGAUCGUGGAACGAAUUCCAGAGAAUGCGCAACUGAUUGAGCUUGGUAGUGGAAAUCUACGCAAGGUUGAGAUCCUCCUGCGAGAAUGUGAACGGAUGGAGAAGAAGGUUGACUAUUACGCUCUCGACCUUUCUCUGGUCGAACUGCAACGAACCUUUGCUGAAAUCUCCCCCGAGAAGUUCGACUAUGUCGGUCUUCACGGCCUUCAUGGCACAUAUGAUGACGCCCUGGAUUGGUUAAAGAGACCUGAAAAUUGCACAAGACCGACCGUUGUGUUAUCUAUGGGAUCCUCUAUGGGAAACUUCAGUCGCCCCGAGGCGGCGGAUUUCCUUGGCGGCUUUGCCAAAGCAUUGAAACCGUCCGACUUCCUGCUGAUCGGACUGGAUGCUUGUAAGACUCCGGAAAAGGUCUUCAAAGCCUACAAUGACUCCAAAGGCAUCACUCGUCAAUUCUACGAAAACGGAUUAGCUCAUGCAAAUGCCGUCCUUGGGUUUGAAGCGUUCAAGCCGGCCGAGUGGGAGAUUUUGACCGGCUACGACCCGGUCGAGGGCCGCCAUCAAGCUUUCUACGUACCGAAGGUCAAUGUCACCAUUAACGACGUCACAAUUGCCAAGGGAGAGAAACUCAUCUUCGAGGAAGCGUGGAAAUAUGGUCGUGAUGAUCGAGAUGAGCUAUGCCGUCGCGCAGGAUUGAUCCCCCAAGUUGAAUUUGGCAACUCUACCGAUGACUACCACAUUCACAUGCUGUCACCUGCUACUCUUGAGCACCCCACGCAGCCUUCCCAGUACGCAGCUCAACCAGUCCCAAGCCUUGGAGAUUUUCAGUCGCUCUGGACUGCAUGGGAUAUCGUGACCAAAGCCAUGGUUCCUCGUGAUGAUCUUCAUUCGAAGCCUAUCAAGUUGCGAAAUGAACUGAUUUUCUACCUCGGUCACAUCCCAACAUUCUUCGAUAUUCACAUGACUCGAGCUUUACAAGGACGGCCAACUGAGCCAAAAUACUACCAGCAGAUCUUUGAACGCGGCAUUGACCCCGAUGUUGAGGACCCAGAACAAUGUCACGCUCAUAGCGAGAUUCCUGAUGAAUGGCCACCUCUCGACGAGAUUCUAGAUUAUCAAGAGCGAGUGAGGGGUAGAGCCCGAUCUCUGCUUGAGGAUGGAUCAGCUAUGGAGGACCGAACUGUCGGAGAAGCUCUCUGGAUCGGUUUCGAGCACGAGGCAAUGCAUCUAGAGACCUUCCUCUACAUGCUCUUACAGAGUGACAGAAUUCUCCCACCUAUCGGAGCCGACCCACCUGACUUCGCACACAUGUCUUGGAUGGCAAAGAAGAACAAGAAGCCCAACUCCUGGUUCCACAUCCCACAGCAAACGUUGGAGAUCGGCCUCAACGAUCCCAACGACAAAGCUAUGCCCAUGGAAUCCUUCGGCUGGGAUAUUGAAAAGCCCCAGCGAACUAUUUCUGUGCAUGCAUUCGAAGCUCAGGCUCGGCCGAUUACGAACGGGGAGUAUGCCAAGUACUUGCAGGUCAAUGGUAUCCAGGGAUAUCCCGCCUCGUGGAAGCUGGUCUGCGAAGAUGAAAAUUACGCCAUUACCAACGGUAUCACCCGGUCAAGCCCCAACGCGACCGAGGACUUCUUGAAAAACUUCGCGGACUGGCCGUUGAUCUCGUCAUAUGAUGAAGUUGAGAAAUAUGCUAAAUGGAUGGGCUGUCGUAUCCCCACAUUUGAGGAGGCGAAGAGCAUCUACGCAUAUUCGGACAAGCUUCGAGCUCAAACAUCUAAUGGCACCCCUAACGGUCUGAAGGCCACUGAGCAGCGCACAUCACAGAUAAGCAACGGUGCUGGCAGCUCUUCCUCCAACGGAGUCAACCAUGCUGCGCCAUCUUUAUUCCGGGACCUUGAAGGGUCCAACAUUGGCUUUAAGAACUGGCAUCCAGUUCCAGUCACCCCGAACGGCGACAAGCUUGCCGGCCAGGGUGAAAUGGGUGGUGUUUGGGAGUGGACCAGCUCCCCUCUUGUGCCGCACGAAGGGUUCGAAGCCAUGGAAAUCUAUCCCGGCUAUACUUCGGACUUCUUCGAUGGGAAACAUAACAUCAUCCUCGGUGGAUCAUGGGCGACUUUCCCCCGCAUUGCGGGCCGAUCUUCGUUCGUGAAUUGGUACCAACGUAACUAUUUGUAUGCGUGGGCGGGCGCUCGUCUGGUUAAGGAUGUUUCUAUGUAA
This is a messenger RNA of Penicillium maclennaniae, 2460 nucleotides long. Its product is annotated as DUF323 domain protein. The coding region runs from base 1 to 2460 and encodes 819 amino acids. NCBI's taxonomy places the organism in Eukaryota, Fungi, Ascomycota, Eurotiomycetes, Eurotiales, Aspergillaceae. The record is from RefSeq and is a predicted model, not a curated record. The transcript is spliced from 7 exons.